Molecule: messenger RNA, 7920 nt
Organism: Rhinichthys klamathensis goyatoka
Lineage: Eukaryota; Metazoa; Chordata; Actinopteri; Cypriniformes; Leuciscidae
Product: sickle tail protein homolog
Exons: 22
Coding region: 509-6772 (2087 amino acids)
Cellular component (GO): cytoplasm
Source: RefSeq, a predicted model, not a curated record
GAGAGAGAAAGAGAGUUGGAGUUUAGGACUGCAGAAUGAGAGAGAGAUUGAGACUGUGUGUUGGAAUGCGCUGAUACAUUGGAACAGGCUGCUUUUCUCUGUUUGUCCCCUUGUCAGUCAUCCCGAGGCGCACACGCAUACACUUCGGAACGCUGGAGGCUCUGUUUGGAAAGGUGGUGAUUAACCCCUUCCCCCUCAUUCCUCCUCCGUCUCACUCGCCGUCUGGUUGUUUUACCUGCACUCGUCUGGACUCGUUCGGUGAGUAAAGACACAGAAGGACAGGAAGGAAGAGAGAUGACAGAGAAGGAGGGAGAGUAAUGCCAAGACGGUGCCGUUCAUUCUUUGUGGAAUACGGUGAAAAUCCAGAGAGGAUUUGGACACCUGUGGAACACAAUUGUGGAUAUUCUACUUGUGCAGUUUGAUUGGGUGACUGAAAUGGAAUAUCAUGUGAGUGACUGAUGAACUGACUUAAUUGAGUGCACUCGAGUUGAACCAGCAUUUCUACAGUAUGUCUAAACCUUCACGACUUGCUCGCCCAUCCUCGGCGGGUCCCGGCUCCAAACUCCCCUCGGCCCGUCGGGAUACACCUGCCGGCAGACCCAAAAUGCUCGGCAUAGGGGAGAAGGUGAUGCGGACAGGAAGUGAGGGCAAUAUUGCCAGCCAAAGGCCUCCGGUCAAUGGGACAACACAGUCGCAUAUCCCGCAAAACACUAAAAUAAAGGAAGAGGACGAGGUGGCCCAACCAAGAAGCAAAAUCAAUCCACCUAAAGGGUCCAUGGCAAGCAUAACCCAGCAACAAGUCACACAGCCCAAGCCUCUGAAGGGUAAUCUAAAGGUGACUUCCAGUGAAGACGCAGAGCACCUGACCCGUAAACAGCAGGUUGUCUCCACUAACAGCCCUGGUUUCCGCUGCGAACCCAAAUCUGCCCGGGCAGGGGCUCCACGCAGACACACUGUGGGCGGAGCGCGCAGCUCACGGGAGAUCCUGGCCAUGCAGCCCUCAGAUAUGGACAAAAAACGAGAGGCCUUUUUGGAACAUCUGAAGCAGAAGUACCCACACCACGCCUCCGCCAUCAUGGGCCAUCAAGAAAGACUACGAGAACAGUUAUUUCAGGGGAUGUUGUCCGCUCUACACUCUGAGAUAGAUAUUCAAAGAUAUCUGAUGAAAAUCCAGACCGUUGGUUCACGCAGAAACCGGGGCUCUAAGCAGAGCGUGGUGUGUCAGAGUCCAGUUCCUGUGUUUGUGGAUCAGGUGGAGCACGGCUCUCUGGUCUCUCUAGAUGCUCUGGAGGUCAUGUCUGAGUGUGACAUGCCCAUCGCCUUCACCCGAGGCUCCCGGUCGCGAGCCAGUCUGCCUGUGGUCCGCUCUACUAACCAGACCAAGGAUCGUUCACUAGGGGUGUUGUAUCUGCAGUAUGGAGACGACACAAAGCAGAUACGCAUGCCUAAUGAGAUAACGAGUGUAGAUACAGUCAGAGCUCUGUUUGUUAGUGCCUUCCAUCAUCAGCUCAACAUGAAGAUGCUGGAGUCGCCCAGCACCGCCAUCUACGUCAAAGAUGAGACCAGGAAUGUGUACUAUGAACUCACUGAUGUCAGGAACAUCACAGAUCACUCCUGCCUAAAGGUGUACCACAAAGACCCAGCGCAAGCUUUCAGUCAUGGAGCCCGGCCAAGCAAUGGAGAUGCAAGGGUUCACAGGGAGAUGAUGUAUGGUGGACGGGAUGGUCAUCCUCUCCGGCAGCCCCCGAUGGGUCCUCCUCCACCCCACAUGCAGGGCUCCAUGUCCCCAACCACACCUCAUGCGAUGCCCCCCUCCCCGUCUCGUAUUCCCUUCGGCCCACGUGUCUCUGGUGGUGGGGUUGCCACAAUGCCACGUGAGCGAGCCGGACACACACUCCCCGCACCCGCCCGCGCAUCCUCCCCCUGCCCGAGCGCCAUCCUUGAGCGGCGGGACGUAAAACCAGACGAGGACGUAGAGCAUGCGAAGAGCAUGUCGCUGCCCGCCCGAGCCGAAAGUCAUUACGCUGACCCUUAUAUGUUACAUCACCAGGUCCUGCCCCCUGAUGCAGUAGACCAUGCCUACCACCGUGCCACCAUGCGCUCUUACAGUAACCCCGGUGUUCCUAUGGAGCCCCCGGACCAUCAUUCACUCUUCCGACAGAAAAGUAGGAAGUACACGGAUAGCCAGCUUCCUAUGCUCGGCUCCAAAACCCCACCCUCUUCCCCGCACCGGAUGGGCGAGAUGCGAAUGAUGGAAAUUCACACAACCCAACCACAGAGCUCCAUGACUAUGGAGAGGGCCUCUCCUGUCAGACAAUCAUUUAGGAAGGAGUCUCCUAUUACAAUGGAUCCCAUGGUAAAGACGAGGGGUGGCAUGGGGUCCCCGGCCACCCCGGAUCUUCAGGUUCACAAUCCGCUGACCCCCCCGACAGAUCCUCAGACACGAGAGAGAAUGAAGGCCAUGGAGGAGCAAAUAGCCAGUCUGACUGGUCUUGUGCAGCACGCUCUCUUAAAGAGCCACAGCACUGACAGCAACCAGGAACACCCCAGCGAGAAACCAGUAAAGUCUGGGUCACCGGCUCACAGCACAUCUAGCACAGGAGGUUCUCCAGUAUUAGCACCAAAAGUUGCUGCAGCACCUCUUGAGCGUAGCCCCGCCCCUACACCACCACUAGGCCCCGCACCCUUGCAUGUUAACUUUCACCUGUUCAGAAGGAAUGUCUCUGAGCUCCGCCUCCAACUGCAACAUAUCAAACAACUACAGCUUCAGAAUCAGGAGUGUAUGCGUGCUCAGAUAAAGCAUGCAGAGCAAGAGAUCAGUGUGAAGCUGGCUGAAAUACUGAGACGACAGGACGAUCCGACACAGAAACAGAGGACGCUGGUGGAGGAAGAGAGACACCGAUAUCUCAGCAUGCAGGAAAGAGUUCUCACACAGCUGGGGGAUCUGGAGCAGUAUGUGGAGACUCUGAGGACUGACUCCAGCCCUGCUGUGUCUCAGAGAUCUGUGACACUGAAGGAGGUAGAGGAGGGAGCUGUCAGCCUGAGGAAGGUGGGCGAGAACCUGGCUGGACUGAAAGGAGAGUUUCCAGCCCUUCAGGCCCACAUGCGAGCAGUGCUCAGGGUGGAGGUCGAGGCCGUAAAGUUCCUCAAAGAAGAGCCCCACAAACUCGACAGCAUGCUGAAGAGAGUCCGAUCCCUCACGGACACACUCGGAAACCUUCGCAGGUGUGCCACAGAUAGUCUGCUAAAUCCCUCUGACUCUGUUCCUUCGUCACCUGCCUCUGAAAAAGCAGAAUCGCCUAUCGUUGAAUCCCUUGAGCCUGCCUCGGUCAUACCUCAGAGCUCCAUAGUGAGGUCAGAGGUUAUGACGUCAAGUCCUAUGGUGAUCCACCAUGUCCAGGCCUCUCCUGUAGCCUCACAACGAUCCCAGAAAUCAAUAGCACCAUCACCCAUUCCCCCUGCUGCACAGAGACGAGAGUCUACACCUUCACCCACCAAACAGCUCAAAAAACCUUCACUUGAGCAGACACAAAUACCAAAUAACAGCAGUAAUGGAGUCUCUGCUAAUGACAUUCAUAGUAAAGGUCCUUCUCCAAACUUGUUAAUUGAGGAGAUCCACGCCAACCGCAGCAAGAGCAAGAACAGGGCUGUGUCGAUCGAGGCUGCAGAGAAAGAAUGGGAGGAGAAGAGACAGAACAUGGGUCAUUAUGAUGGGCAGGAGUUUGAGCGGAUGCUCCAGGAAGCAGAAGCCAACAUGCUGAGAGGAAUACCAAACCUCGAGGUGCCCAGCGAACACGAGGGCUCUCCUUCUCCUCCUGCAGUGCUUCCUGCCUCCCUGGAGGGGGUGAUAGAAAAAAACGAACCUACAGCAGCACCAACAGAACAAGAUGACAAUCAGCCAAACUCUGAGAAACCUACUAAGACAGCUCCAGAGAAACCUCCCAAACCUCUGGAGAAGCCAUUUAAGCCAGCCUUGGAGAGACCUCUUAAACCCAGCCUAUCCAUCAAAUCCAACCUAGAAAGACAGAGUAAGACUCAGGAAAAAGUUAAGCUUCAGACCACAGAGAAAGCUAACAAGUCCCCUCCUCCACCCCCACCUCGACGAAACUACACCACCAACACUGGGAUGACCACCACCCGCUCUGGAGAGGUCAUUUACACCAGCAGGAAGGAGUCUGUUACGGAGGGUGAAGAGGAGUCCAACAGUACAGCGUCUCAGUCUGAAUCAAAGACCCCUCCAGAGGUGAAGCGCAAACCCAUUACUCCUCCACCUAUCGCUGCCUCGGCUAUCACUGAGGAAGAGGAUGAGGGAGACAAGAUUAUGGCAGAGCUACAGGUUUUCCAGAAGUGCUCUGUUAAGGAGGUAGGGCUCAAGGGUUUGGUAGAGCCACAAAUCAGAGAGCUAAGACCUGGGGUCUUACUGCCCCUUAAAGAUAAGAAGAAUACAGAAAACCAAGAUGGCAAGAAUCCUGACACGGACGAGAAUGGCAACAAUACAAUUCGUCAGAGUCCUGGGGUCAUCUACUAUGUCACAGCUCAGAUCAAGGGGACUUCAUCAGUGUCCGAGGAAUCAACAGAGCGUAGAGAUGCAUCACAGUCUCCCCCAUCACAGGUGUCACAUGUCAAUGCUUCUGACCAAUUCCAAAGCCAGCUGCAGGUAUCCACUAACAAAUUUGGUGCCCUCAAAAGUAGCAGCCCAGCCAGCUCUUCUAGCUCUCUGCACCAAAAUCAGCUGUUUCGUUCAGCCUCGUUGAAUUCAAAUCCACCCUCUCCAUUGGAAGAAGUUCCAGGUAGUCCAACCAAAGGGAAAGUUCAUGUGGUCAAGGCUGCUCAAGUGCAGGUUAGCAUAGAGGAGAGGGUAGAGUCUCCAACAGCAAUUUGCUCACCAGUCUCCUUUGGAGACACUGAACACAUUCUUUCUAAAGCAAUCCCUGUUGGGGAUGAUUUGGCAAAACAGAAGCUUCUGUUUGGUCUAUCCAAAGUGAAGGAAAAGAAAUUUGAAGAAAUUGAGGAAAAUGAUGAGACCUUUCUCAGUCCUGAUCUGCCAGGAGAAGAGCCACCUCCCCCUCCUCCUGAUAACUUUGCCUUCAUGAUCACUAAUACCAAUGUACAAGCUCUGUCCACUGGAGAGUACCAUCAGCUUGUCAACGCCAAGAAAGGUUGUGUGCAGACGGUAACUGUUGGCAGCAAACAACCAAGUGCAUCUGACAGUGGCUCAGCAUCAGGAGGUAAUGCCAAUACCAAUGGUUCCCCUGGUGGUGAGCACUCAAGUAAAAAGCCAGUUAUCAUCAUUUUUGAUGAGCCAAUGGACAUCCGCUCAGCUUACAAACGCCUCUCUACCGUCUUUGAAUGUGAGGAGGAACUAGAGCGGAUGCUUGCAGAAGAAAGAAUAGAUGAGGAGAAUGAGGAAACUGAGGAUGAAGGAUGGACUAGAGGAUUGCAGGUCAAACAGAAUGGAGAUGGUAGAGAUUCUGGAAAAUUUACUGGUUCAAAUUCUUCUGCAGAUGUCACAGACGGUCAAGUCAUGAACACUUCAUCCUCAACUUUAUCUGAGGGAGGGGCAUUAGAAGAUGUGAAUAGUGAUGCAAAGCAAGAUGGAAAGAAGAAGUUCAAGUUUAAGUUCCCCAAGAAACAGUUUGCAGCUUUAACGCAAGCCAUUCGUGCUGGAAGCAAAACUGGCAAAAAGACUUUGCAGGUUGUUGUCUAUGAGGAUGAGGAAGAACCAGACGGAACUGUCAGACAACAAAAAGAGACCAAGAGGUUUGAAAUUGCUUGCUCCAAAACAGAGUCUUCAAAAUCAAAUCCACAGGAACCUAAUGGACGAACUAACGAGAUUCGUAAGAGUACCUACAAAACCCUUGACAGUCUAGAGCAAACAAUAAAGCAGCUUGAAAACACAAUUUGCGAAAUGGGGCCCAAGUCUUUGGAAGACCCAGAAAGCUUGGUGAACCCUGACACUCAGGACAACAAGUUUGGAGAGAGUCCAGGGCACUCAGAGAAAGGACUUUCUCCCAAAACCUCGAUUCCUAGGUCGACGUCUGCCAGUAAAGGUCCUGGUCUCCGAAAAAAGACCAAACCACAGCUCCUUCCUCGGCCUGCCAUCAUACCAACUACAGGGGUUUCAGUCACACCAGUUCCCACCCACCAGAAUGCCAACGUGGUCUCACCUACUAGUCGGAUGCCUGUUUCUGCCAAGGUGCGGCAGCAACCGGGCACCUCAGACAAAGAGAGGGCAACAAAACCGCAAAAGCUACAGGACUCUCAGAGGCAGUUUCGCCAGGCUAAUGGAAGUGCUAAAAGAUCUGGAGGAGAUCCCAAAUCCACUUCUCCUACUGUACCUGCUUCUAAAAUUCCUGCUUUUUCCUCUAGUAUGGGAAAAGGCUUGUCCCAGUCUGAUUCUACUAAUAUUGUUAAUUCUUCUCUUUUAUCUUCCUCCUUUCCCGCUAGCAAAUCUUCUAUCCCUCCUUCUCGAUCCAGUUCCACCCCCUCAUCUCAUAUCCCCUCCCUUUCUAAUGGUUCUUUAAAAUAUGCCCCUCCCACUCACAGCACUAAAGGCCUCUCUAUUCCCAUGCAGACACAAAAUGGUCGACCUUCCACCUCUUCUUCCUCUUCCUGUUCCCACUCCCCUUUGUCCCCGACUAUGUUGAGUCAGAGUGCGAAGAGUAUCCGUACCAUUCACACACCCAGCUUCACCAGCUACAGUCGGCAGCACAAUGGGAGUGCCGGUAAAUCAGCUAUCCCAACAGUAACUGUCGCUAAGGAUGCUGCGUAAAUUGCUUUGCUGCUUUGCAACCAUUUGUUUAUCUCUUAAUGAGGUGGAGUCACUCCUGAUUUACUUUGAUUCACUUUUAAAAGUUUUUUUUUUUUGUGAUUUUAUUUGUUUGAACAGAUCAUAUUGUUACAUGAGAGUGAACUUUGUUUUGUCAUGACUUUGGCUAUUGCAUGUUAUUAUUUUCUCUGUUCAAUUGAAUGGCCAUCCUCCCUCCAUUAUUCAGUGUUUUAAACUUGAAUCUCUGCAAAUCAUAAACAUAUAAAAAGAUCAACUGUUUUAUUUUUAAAGUAAAACGUUUAAUUGCAGAGAGCAGGCUCUUGAUCAAGAAUUUUACAGAGCACUUCAUUUGAAAAGAAUAUUUAUUUUUCAUACAAGUUGAAGAGAGGCUAAUAAGUGUUAAAGUUAACAUAGUAAAAAGUAUGUAAACAAUGUUUUGGUUAUUAGCAUCCUGUAAAUGAUUGUAGAUUAUUUUCAUUUUGCAGUUUUAAAUAAAUUGACAGACAUUGGUUGUAGCCAUAAUUAGUGGAAAAGUACUGUAAGUAUACUAACCAUUAACAGAAAUUGUCAAACAUUGUCGGGUUUUUUUCUUUGUCUUUUUUACAUGCACUGCCAAUGUCUUUAAGAUUUAUUGUUAUAAAUUGAAAACAGUUUUGCAUUGAACAGUUGUCUGUCUAUUCAGUAGUUGCCUAUUUGCCAAAGUUUGUAAUUUACAUCCUUAAAAAUGACUAUAUAUACUGUGUUAGACACUAUGUACAUUUAGGAUAGGUUAUACCUGGCUUAACCUACCCAUGUCAAAAAAUCCCUGAUUUACCCAUGCAGUCUAUGGCUCUUAAAUUAAUGAGUAUUGAUGUCUAAAUGUAAACUAAAAAUUGUAGUGAUUGAUAAAAUUGCUCUCUACUUCAUAUGUAUAUACUGUAACAUCUCUAUUUCAGAGAUUGUGUUUAGUUUUGUUAACAUAUUGUACCAAAGUUUAUUUCUAUGCAUGCCUAUACACAAUUGUAGAGAGAGAAUGUAAUAGAAGAAAAUCAUGCUUGCACAGACAGAUUUUGUAAAUAAAUAUGUUUGGUUUUGUAUAGCUUUAAUUGCAGAAGCAAUCUGUGCAAAAGAGUGUAGGUAUUAAAACAAUAAAGUUCUGCAUGCUUGUCGUU